Molecule: messenger RNA, 1365 nt
Organism: Ananas comosus (pineapple)
Lineage: Eukaryota; Viridiplantae; Streptophyta; Magnoliopsida; Poales; Bromeliaceae
Product: mediator of RNA polymerase II transcription subunit 10b
Exons: 7
Coding region: 383-1036 (217 amino acids)
Biological process (GO): positive regulation of transcription by RNA polymerase II
Cellular component (GO): mediator complex; chromatin
Molecular function (GO): transcription coregulator activity
Source: RefSeq, a predicted model, not a curated record
GAAGAAAAUGCCUUAAUCAUCUCUCCCGUUUCGCGAAGCUCCUCUUUCUCUCUCUCUCUCUCGCGCGACGAUCUCUGAAACCCUAACCCUAAUCAGAUUCGGAUUCCCCCGGGGGGCUACAUGAGUGGAGCGGUUCUCUCAAAUCACCCACUGGGGUUCCCGGUCACUGUGGCUCGACCCUAGAGGAGGAGGUGGAGCGGAGGUGGAGCAUCUCGAUCGCCGCAGCCGCGUCUUCUUCAAUUGCGACAUCACGUUUCAGAAUUAGGGUAAUAUAUGUAUCCACCCCUAUCCUAAUCCAGUCUAGUUCAAUCCGGUCUUCUCCAUCUAGUCUCCUGAGUGUUAAUUUUGCCGGAAAGUCAAACCGGGUACCCUCAAACCACAGAUGGAUUCCACACCUCCGAACUCCGUCAGUGCUGCUGCUUCCUCCAUUCCUAAUGCCAACAGCAGUGGUGCUGCCGCAUCUGAUGCCUCGGAUGACACGAAGCAGAAGCUGGUGCAAGUCACCGACUCGAUUCAGAAGACCCUCGGCCUUCUCCACCAGCUUUACCUCACCGUGUCUUCCUAUAAUGUUGCCUCCCAAUUGCCUCUCCUCCAGCGUUUGAACGCCCUUGUUGCCGAGCUUGAUUCGAUGCAGAAGCUGGCGGAGAAUUGUAACAUCCAAGUACCUAUGGAGGUCGUCAACUUGAUUGAUGAUGGGAAGAACCCAGACGAGUUCACGAGGGAUGUCCUCAACAGCUGUAUUACCAAGAACCAGAUCACUAAGGGAAAGACCGAUGCUUUCAAGAGCCUGAGAAAGCAUCUUCUCGAGGAGCUUGAACAGACUUUUCCUGAUGAUGUGGAAACUUAUAGGGAGAUACGUGCGACGUCUGCCGCUAGGAUUGAUUACUUGAUAGGUGCGGUCCAGAUUACCUUUGCUUGGAAGAACCUUGCCUUGUCUCCUUGCUCUAUUGCUCGACUCAACCCGCCCAAUCCGAUCAGGAGUCGAAGAGGCAGACUCAGUCGCAGAACGUUUUACCGAACGGAGAUGCCAAAGUGAAGACAGAGCAUUAGAAACCGAGUUCCUUGCACUAAUCCUUUGUCAAAAAUUAGUCGUUCGCAAUGGAUUAUGUUAGUUUCAAUCUUUGAUACCAUCAUGAUUAGCAAAUCAAUUCUGUAUAAUAUGAGUAUAUAUUAUGAGUAUGUAUUGCUGUGGUGCGAGGUACGGAUACGGAAAUAUGGAUACGAAAAUAUAGUUUGCUGGUUUCUUAAGAAUGCGGUACGAGGAUGGUAGGAUUAGGAUUAGUUGGAAUGUUAUUUUGGAAUGUGCUUUGUUUCAAUGCAUAUUGACAUAUGUUAAAAAAAAACUAAUAACGUAUCUCUGGAGUA